Messenger RNA from Pocillopora damicornis (cauliflower coral), 1575 nucleotides. RefSeq lists its product as uncharacterized. NCBI's taxonomy places the organism in Eukaryota, Metazoa, Cnidaria, Anthozoa, Scleractinia, Pocilloporidae. Gene Ontology annotation, biological process: regulation of actin filament polymerization; negative regulation of apoptotic process. The record is from RefSeq and is a predicted model, not a curated record. Gene Ontology annotation, cellular component: mitochondrion; clathrin-coated vesicle; apical plasma membrane.
UGAUAUACUAACAUCAUGAUGACGAAUUUAAUUUGGGUUUUUACGAGGUUUGAUCAACAAGCGAAUUGAAAUAUUCCUGUGGACCAGCUAUGUGCAUUUGAAGGAAAUGCCGAGUGUAACUGAGAUUUUCAGAUUGUUAUUUGGGCCUCCAAAAGAGCGACUCGACACAAACGAAUUACCAAGAGAAAUUCAACAGGAUUUUGAUAACCUUUAUGGAAGGGGAUCAGUGCUUCAUUUGGAGGUAGAACCUCCAGAUUAUCACGAAGAAUGGAGAAUAUAUGGUGGACAUAAUCCAGAGCAGGGAGAUCUUGAACACUUUUUUCAUUCCAGUGAGGGUGAUUUCCAACAGGAGUUUGAUCAGAUGUUUCAGAACAUUUUUGAACGAUUUCUUGGUGAUUUUAAUCCCCCAUCCCAAGCCUUACCACCAGGUUCACCGUCAGAAAGGCCACAGGAAAAUUUUUCUCAACGCCCCAAAUCCCUAAGGGAUAGAAUGCUUAAAGGCCCAGAUACACCUCAUGGCAAUGAUGACCUCCCUGAUCAGCUUAGAGGCAGUCAGUUGGAUGGUCCUCCCUCUCCUCCUUCUUCAUGUGACAAUAACGCGAAGAAUUGGUGAUGAAUUGCACACUAUUAGAAGGAGAAAAGGCAGUUCUGGGAAUGAAGAGACAGAGGAAGAUACAGUUAACGUAAACAGUGAAUCGUUUCCAUAUUUGUCGGAUGGCAAUGCCUCAAACCCACAACCAUCCUUGUUCUCCAUAGUCGAGUCUCUCAUGGAAGACUUCUUCCCCCGACGAAGGUAGCACUUUGGAAUUCCGACAGGGAAUUAAACACUUUGAAGUCUCAAAAUUCAAGCCGUUGUGGAAAUUCACGUGUAGUUUAUCACGCACAGAAAUAUCUUUUUCUGGCGUUGUAAUGGGAUAGAGAAACGUCGUGGUCAAACGGGAACGUCAGUUUUAUUGAAAUCUUUCACUUGUGCUGUGGGAGUUUUAUUAUCACCUAAGAAUGAUUUUCGAGGAAUGUUAAAGUAAUGUGGGAUUGCACCAGCUCUGCCUCUAUUCGCUCUGUGAUUGCUUUUUAAUUAGCACCACUUUCCCAACCAACUGGGUGCAAAACUAAAAUCAAUCGCGACUUGGUCGGUCAUUCGCGUGUUUUGCACGUCAGGAAGUUUGCAUUUGAUUGACUCCUGUUGAUAACUUUGUUUGAUUUGCUUUGUGACUACUAUUUGAUUUCUUUGUGUUUGAUUUCACGAUGCUCAAAUGAAAAGCGCUCUAUGCAAAUACAGUAUAGUCCAAAAAUACAUAUUCCCUUGAACCCAUACAAAAUGUUUUUCUCUGUAACACACGGUAUCGUAGGGGAAAAAAGCUACAGGCUCCAAGAAAACGUCAGUUUGAGUGAGAGAACAAAAUUUUGGAAAUUGCAUAACAUAGUACCUUGUCAGCUUUAAGUCUGAUUCUCAGUCUGAUUACGGAAGCUAUCUUAAUUAACAGCUACAAGGUAACAACUUUAAAAUUGUUCUGUUUGUUAACGCUGGAGAAUUUGAUCCACCAGAAUAAAGGAAUACAGAGCGGAGUAACUAGU